AUGGACAACAACAGCGACUACGACCUCUCUAGGCCGAUCGACCCAUCCCAGGGCAUGAGACAAGGCCUGACCUCCUACGGCGACGCGCACUUCUCCCUCUUCCUACGCAAAGUCUUCAUCAAAGCCCUAGGCUACAACGAAGACGCCCUAACAAGACCCAUAAUCGGCAUAAUCAACACCUAUUCAAGCUUCAACCCGUGCCAUGCGAACAUCCCGCAGCUGAUCGAUGCCGUCAAGAGGGGCGUCCAGCUCAACGGCGGGCUGGCGAUCGACUUCCCGACUAUUAGUUUGCAUGAGUCCUUCGCCGCGCCGACGAGCAUGUUUCUGAGGAAUCUUAUGAGCAUGGAUACCGAGGAGAUGAUCAGGGCUCAGCCUGUGGAUGCUGUUGUCAUGAUAGGAGGUUGUGACAAGACCACCCCUGCGCAGCUGAUGGGCGGAAUCUCGGCCAAUAAGCCGAUAUUGCACUUGGUGACUGGGCCGAUGAUGCCUGGGAGUCAUAACGGCGCUCGAAUAGGAGCUUGCACUGACUGUCGGAACAAUUGGGCCAGUUUCCGAGCUGGGACGAUGGAUAUUGAGGAGAUCUCCACGAUCAACGAGGAGCUUGCGCCGACUGCCGGCACCUGCGGAGUCAUGGGAACCGCAAGUACCAUGGCUUGCAUACUAGUCGCCCUGGGCUUGGUGCCUUUCAAAGGGGCUUCAGCACCAGCAGUAUCGUCCGCACGUCUACGAAUAGCCGAAGAAACCGGAGCAAACGCCGUAGCCAUCAUCACCGCGGGCGAGACACUGAAACCGCAGUCUCUCCUGACACGAGAGUCAUUCAUCAACGCCAUCACGGUCCUGCAGUCCAUCGGCGGGUCUACAAACGCCGUGGUACACUUGAUGGCGAUCAUCAACCGUCAUCCCAAGGUCGCAGGCACCAUCACUCUAGACACCUUCGACGAGAUCGGGAGGCGAACGCCUCUUCUCGUGGACCUGAAGCCGAGCGGCUCCAACUACAUGACGGACUUCCACAACUCGGGCGGUAUGACCGUGUUGCUGCACGAGCUGAGACCACUCCUGCACCUCGGUGUCCUCACGGUCAGCGGCAAGACGCUGGGAGAGUGCCUGGACCGUGAACCCCUAGCAUCAAUCCCUCGGGAACUGCAGUGCAUCCAGCCAUUCGACUCACCCCUAUACCCAGGGUCGUCGAUCGUGGUGCUGCGAGGAAACCUUGCUCCACAGGGCGCCGUGAUGAAAGCAAGCGCCUCCAAGAAUCGCCAACUACUAAAACACUCCGCCAAAGCGGUCGUAUUCGCUGGAUCAGCAGACAUGGCACGUCGGAUCGAUGACGAGGACCUGUCCGUCACACCAGAGAGCAUUCUGGUUCUCCAGAAUAUCGGCCCGGUCGGCAACCCCGGCAUGCCCGAGGCAGGCCUCAUCCCGAUACCGCGCAAGCUCGCAGCGCAGGGGGUCACGGACAUGCUUCGGAUCUCCGAUGGCAGGAUGAGCGGGACGGCGGGGGGCACCAUUGUGCUGCACGUCUCGCCCGAGGCAGCAGACCCGGAGUCGGUUCUGGGGAUCGUUCGCGAUGGCGACGUCGUCACGUGCAAUGUCGACGAACGCAUCUUGCACGUCGAAAUCAGCAAUGAGGAGAUAGAGCAAAGGCAAUCAGCUAGACGGGAGGAGGAGGCCAAGACUCGAGAUGCACAGCCGUGGAGGGCGAGGGGCAAGAUGAGAGGCUACAGGGGCUUGUACAUGAGAUCUGUGAACCAGGCAGAUCAAGGGGCAGAUUUUGACUUCCUUCGAGCUGAGGGUCCCUAG
Molecule: messenger RNA, 1800 nt
Organism: Anthostomella pinea
Lineage: Eukaryota; Fungi; Ascomycota; Sordariomycetes; Xylariales; Xylariaceae
Source: the annotation of a GenBank genome assembly